UCACAGGUGAUGGAAAAGGACAAUACAAGUUCUUUUGAAGGCUUCAUCUUGGUGGGCUUCUCUGAUCAUCCCCACCUAGAACUGAUCCUCUUUGUGGUUGUCCUCACUUUUUAUCUGCUAACUCUUCUUGGCAACAUGACCAUUAUCUUGCUUUCAGUUCUGGAUUCCCGGCUGCACACACCAAUGUAUUUCUUUUUAUCCAACCUCUCAUUUCUAGACAUGUGUUUCACCACAGGUUCCAUCCCUCAGAUGCUCUACAACCUUUGGGGUCCAGAAAAGACCAUCACCUAUCUGGGAUGUGCCAUCCAGCUCUACUUCGUCCUGGCUCUGGGGGGGGUAGAGUGUGUCCUACUGGCCGUCAUGGCAUAUGACCGCUAUGUUGCAGUCUGUAAACCUCUGCACUACACCGUCAUCAUGCACCCACGUCUCUGUGGGAAGCUGGCUUCAGUGGCAUGGUUGAGUGGCUUUGGCAAUUCUCUCAUAAUGGCACCUCAGACAUUGAUGCUACCCCGCUGUGGGCACAGGCGAGUGGACCACUUUCUCUGUGAGAUGCCAGCACUAAUUGGCAUGGCCUGUGUAGAUACCAUGACCCUUGAGGCACUGGAAUUUGCCUUGUCAAUCUUUAUCAUCUUGGUGCCACUUAUUCUCAUCCUCAUCUCGUAUGGUUACAUAGCACAAGCAGUGCUUAGGAUCAAGUCAGCUGCUGGGCGGAAGAAAGCCUUCAACACCUGCAGCUCCCACCUCAUUGUUGUCUCUCUCUUCUAUGGUACGAUCAUAUACAUGUACCUCCAGCCAGCAAACACUUAUUCCCAGGACCAGGGCAAGUUCCUUACUCUUUUCUACACAAUUGUCACUCCUAGUGUUAACCCCCUGGUCUACACACUGAGAAAUAAAGAUGUUAAAGAGGCCAUGAAGAAGGUUCUAGGGAAGGGAGGUGCAAAAGCACAGUAA
This is a messenger RNA of Phacochoerus africanus (Common warthog), 951 nucleotides long. RefSeq names its product putative olfactory receptor 2W6. Gene Ontology annotation, molecular function: G protein-coupled receptor activity; olfactory receptor activity. The record is from RefSeq and is a predicted model, not a curated record. Gene Ontology annotation, cellular component: membrane. NCBI's taxonomy places the organism in Eukaryota, Metazoa, Chordata, Mammalia, Artiodactyla, Suidae. Gene Ontology annotation, biological process: G protein-coupled receptor signaling pathway.